UCUUGAGCUCUUUUCCUUCAGCGGAGUGAAUAUAGUCCCGUUUUUCCUCUUUCACCUUAACAUCGUCACUGUUAAGAGCAUUUCGUGUAGAACUGUACCUGCUAGAGGCCUUCUUUGAAAAAGAAAAUGACACUCCAGUCUUCCGUUCGUCCGCCAUUUCCCAAACCUACUUAUAUGUCAUGUAAGCAAUAAGAAAGCCAUUCUCGUCCCCAUAGCCCUUUUCGCUUCUCUUAGCCGGCGGUGCCUUGGCACGAGAACUGGAAUCUGGUUAGUCCCAAUCCGCUACCGUUUGCACAUGGUUCAACGAAAUUACUUAUUGCAUCGGAAUCCACAAAGCCGGGUUUAUGGGGUUUAUGAACUACAGUUAUGUCAUAUUGCAGAGAAGAAGGUAAAGACAAACUAAUGUUCGUCACCGAAGAAGACCAUGCGACCCCCAGUUCUGUGACACUCGAAGAAGAUGACGAAGAGGAAUUAGAAGGAUUGAUCAAAGCAAAUGGCGAAAUAAACUGGGAUUGCCCUUGUUUACAGGGAAUGGCUUACGGGCCUUGUGGAGAACAGUUCAAGGCGGCAUUCUCAUGUUUUCAUUACAGUGAGGCGGACCCUAAGGGUUCCGACUGCAUUCCACAAUUCCGUGAUAUGCAAGAGUGUUUUGUGAAGUACCCUGAAAUUUAUGGAAAAGAUGAUGAACUUGAUGAAGAAGAAGAUUCCAUUAACAUGGAAACAGAAAAUGUAAAGGCCGGUGAUGGAGAAGAGAACAUUGUUUCGUCAGAAAAGAACGACUAUUCGUCAAGUGACUCGACAGAAUCCACGGAAUCAACCCAUGAACUUUCCAAUGAAGCCUCAAGCUGACCGAACGCGCCUUUAAUUUCCUUCUGUAAUUUAGCUGUUUUCUCUUUUAAUUUUGUCCUAGGGAGUUGAAAUUGUUAUAACAGUGUUUGAAGUGUGAUUUUUCAAACAUGGUGCUUGAUACAUGCAUGUACUCUUACGUAUGGUUGUAUUCACUUAUUUUUUAAAUAUUGCUAUUUUAUUUAUAACCACCUUCC
Orbicella faveolata is the source of this 1043-nucleotide messenger RNA. RefSeq names its product mitochondrial intermembrane space import and assembly protein 40-B-like. Gene Ontology annotation, molecular function: protein-disulfide reductase activity. Lineage: Eukaryota; Metazoa; Cnidaria; Anthozoa; Scleractinia; Merulinidae. Gene Ontology annotation, cellular component: mitochondrial intermembrane space. Gene Ontology annotation, biological process: protein import into mitochondrial intermembrane space. The record is from RefSeq and is a predicted model, not a curated record.